Messenger RNA from Epinephelus lanceolatus (giant grouper), 1319 nucleotides. It is a transcript of the gene esd, whose product is annotated as esterase D/formylglutathione hydrolase. Gene Ontology annotation, molecular function: S-formylglutathione hydrolase activity. Gene Ontology annotation, cellular component: cytosol. Lineage: Eukaryota; Metazoa; Chordata; Actinopteri; Perciformes; Serranidae. Gene Ontology annotation, biological process: formaldehyde catabolic process. The record is from RefSeq and is a predicted model, not a curated record.
UGUGACGUCAUCACGGUGACCCCGACGUUGUUGGACUCUGGACGCUCUGGACUGCAUCGGCGGGGAAGUUAGCAAAUCAGUUGAGCACAACUUUCAACCAAAUCCUGCAGUUUAACAAGAUCAACGAUGGCCCUCACACAAGUGUCCUCCAACAAGUGCGCUGGCGGCUUCCAGAAGGUUUUCGAACAUGAGAGCACUGAGCUCAAGUGUAAGAUGAAGUUUGCCGUCUACCUGCCUCCCAAGGCUGAGACCGACAAGUGUCCCGUCAUGUACUGGCUCUCUGGCCUGACGUGCACGGAGCAGAACUUCAUCACCAAAGCUGGCAGUCAGCUUCCUGCUGCAGAGCACGGCAUCAUCAUCGUCGCUCCGGACACCAGCCCACGCGGCUGUAACAUCGAGGGCGAGGAUGAGAACUGGGAUUUCGGCACUGGAGCUGGUUUCUACGUCGACGCCACGCAGGACCCCUGGAAGACCAACUACCGCAUGUACUCCUACAUCACAGAGGAGCUCCCCAAACUGAUCAACGCUAACUUCCCCACCAACCCAGACAAGAUGUCCAUCAGCGGUCACUCCAUGGGCGGGCAUGGGGCGCUCAUCUGUGCCCUGAAGAACCCUGGGAAAUACAAGGCUGUGUCUGCGUUUGCUCCCAUCUGUAACCCAAUGCAGUGUCCCUGGGGACAGAAGGCCUUCUCAGGAUACCUGGGCUCUGACAGGUCCACGUGGGAGGCGUACGACGCCACCGUGUUGGCGGGAGCGUACUCUGGCCCUCAGCUCGACAUCCUGAUCGAUCAGGGCCGUGACGACCAGUUCCUGUCAGCCAGCCAGCUGCUGCCUGACAACCUGAUCGCCGUCUGCUCCGAGAAGAAGAUCCCCGUCGUCUUCAGGCUGCAGCCGGGCUACGACCACAGCUACUUCUUCAUCUACUCCUUCAUGAGCGAUCACAUCAAACACCACGCCAAGUUCCUCAAUGCCUGAACUGCUGCCACCACAGAAGAAGAAGACUGUUCAGCUCUGCUCUCCUGACAUCAGUCGCAUGACUUCCUGCUGAAUUAACUACACUAACAUCACCUGUUCCCUGGUGAUUAAAUUCUAUAAUGACACAAGUCUUGUUCCUUCAAUUCAAACAGAACUUAUCUAAAGUCUCUCAUAACACCAAGAUUUGAUUUAAUUAUAUUUGCUCUGUGUCAUUUGGAGCCUCGUCAGUCGCUCAGUGUUUCUCAGACAGCAGAGGACAAGUUUUCUGUCAGUGUCGAUUUUUAGGAGUGUGUCAGUGAGCAGUCACAGCUGUGUUUUUCAAAAUAAAAGCCUUGUUUUGUUCA